GGAAACACCAAUAACUCAAUUGCUGAAACUUAUUGCUAUUUGCGGGUAUUAAACAUCUCUUCGGCCUCAGAUUGAUUGCAAUGCUCCUUCUCCUUCAUUUCGUACUUCUGAUAGAUGUCAAAGAUUUUGCACUGACUGAAGGAAAUGUGAUCAUUCCUUUGUGCCAAAAAGGGUAUUUUCCCUGUGGAAAUAUGAGCAAGUGCCUGCCGCGUGCUUUUCACUGCGAUGGUGUGGAUGACUGUGGGAAUGGCGCUGAUGAAGAGAACUGUGGUGACGCUAGUGGAUGGGCAACCAUAUUUGGCACAGUCCAUGGAAGUGUUAACAAUGUGACAGUAACACAGGAGUGCUUUCUAAGCCAGUAUCCAGAACAUUGUGACUGCAAAGAAACUGAACUGGAAUGUGUAGAUGCUGACCUAAGGACCGUGCCCACCCUUUCCCACAAUGUGACGUUACUGUCUCUUAAGAAAAACAAAAUCCUCAGUCUUCCAGAUAAAGUUUUCAUCAAAUACACAGAACUCAAAAAGAUAUUUCUACAGUAUAAUUGCAUUAGACACAUAUCCAGGAAAGCAUUUUUUGGAUUAUAUAAUCUUCAAAUAUUGUAUCUCAACCACAACCACAUAACAAGUCUCAGACCUGGAGUAUUCGAAGACUUACAUCAGCUGACGUGGCUAAUUCUAGAUGACAAUCCAAUAACCAGAAUUUCACAACGGUUGUUUACUGGACUAAAUUCCUUGUUUUUCCUGUCUAUGGUUGACAACCACUUAGAAGCCCUUCCCAAGCAGAUGUGUGCCCAAAUGCCUCAACUUAACUGGAUGGACCUGGAAGGCAAUCGAAUAAAACGGCUCAGAAAUUCCACCUUCCUGUCGUGCAGUUCACUCACAGUGCUGUUUCUGCCUAGAAAUCAAAUUGAUUUUGUUCCAGAGAAGACAUUUUCUUCAUUAAAAAAUUUAGGAGAACUGGAUCUGUCUAGCAAUAAGAUAACAGAGCUGCCACCUCACCUUUUGAAAGACCUGAAGCUUCUACAGAAACUGAACCUGUCAUCCAAUCCUCUUUUGUAUCUCCACAAGAACCAGUUUGAAAGUCUUAAACAACUUCAGUCUCUAGACCUGGAAAGGAUAGAGAUUCCAAAUAUAAACACACGCAUGUUUCAACCCAUGAAGAAUCUUUCUCACAUUUAUUUCAAAAACUUUCGAUACUGCUCCUAUGCUCCCCAUGUCCGAAUAUGUAUGCCCUCGACUGACGGCAUUUCUUCAUUUGAGGACCUCUUGGCUAACAAUAUCCUCAGAGUGUUUGUCUGGGUUAUAGCUUUCAUUACCUGCUUUGGAAAUCUUUUUGUCAUUGGCAUGAGAUCUUUCAUUAAAGCCGAAAAUACAACUCACGCCCUGUCCAUCAAAGUCCUUUGUUGUGCCGACUGCUUGAUGGGUGUCUACCUGCUUUUCAUUGGCUUUUUUGAUAUGAGAUACCGAGGACAGUAUCAGAAGUAUGCCCUGCUGUGGAUGGAGAGCGUACAAUGCCGCCUCAUGGGCUUCCUGGCCAUGCUGUCUACCGAAGUCUCUGUCCUCCUGCUGACCUACCUGACUCUGGAGAAGUUCCUGGUCAUCGUGUUCCCCUUCAGUAACGUUCGCCCCGGAAGACGGCAGACUUCGCUCAGCCUCGGCUGCAUCUGGCUGGUGGGGUUUCUGAUAGCCGCGAUUCCUUUUUGGGAUGAGGAUUAUUUUGGAAACUUUUAUGGGCAAAAUGGAGUGUGUUUUCCACUUUAUCAUGACCAAACAGAAGAUAUUGGAAGCAAAGUGUAUUCUCUUGGAAUUUUUCUAGGUGUGAACUUGCUGGCUUUUCUCAUCAUUGCGUUUUCCUAUGUUACUAUGUUCUGUUCCAUUCAAAAAACCACCUUGCAGACCUCGGAAGUGAGAACUCACCUUGGAAGAGAGGUGGCUGUGGCAAAUCGUUUCUUUUUUAUAGUGUUCUCUGAUGCCAUCUGCUGGAUUCCUGUGUUUGUCGUUAAAAUCCUUUCCCUCUUCCAGGUGGAAAUACCAGGCACAAUCACUUCCUGGAUUGUGAUAUUUUUCCUCCCAGUCAACAGCGCCUUGAACCCAAUCCUCUACACUCUCACCACCAGUGUUUUUAAGGACAAGUUGAAACAGCUGCUUCACAAACAUCGGAGGAAAUCCAUCUUCAAGAUUAAAAAGAAGAGUUUAUCUACCUCCAUUGUGUGGACAGAUGACUCCUCUUCACUUAAACUUGGGAUUUUGAACAAAAUAACCCUUGGGGAGAAUGUAAUGAAACCAGUUUCCUAGUGAUGGUUUGGGGUCAGUGGACUUUUCAUGGGCUACCUAAAACAAGGAACAGCUUUGGGAAGAUGACGUCUGCAAUGCUUUCCAUCUUUACCAAGGGCAAAUCUUUGUGCACAGCAGGCAGAGCAGGUCUGGCACUACACUGCACCGGCAGGUAUACUCUCUAUCGGCUGUGCUGGGAGCUGCACCCAGGGGGUCACCUCACCCUUCUGUUCCUGAAAUGCACAGUGGAUCCAUGAACAGUGGGAUAUGCAAGCUGAUCUCUUGCUUGUCGUUGUACCAGCCUACCAAUGAAUGCCCACUCGUAGGCACUACACGGUCUGCUUUAGACAUCAAGUUGCACUGCCCAUAAAUUAGCAACAUUCACAACCACCAUGAUAACAUAAAUCUAACAUCUUUUUCCUUGCUUUUUCAAUAUCAAAUAAAACUGCCAGCAUCCUGCUGAAUUGAUAGCCAAGGAUUUCCAAGAUGUUCACCCACCCCAAGUCCUGAUGAAUGGAGGCCAGUGGGAUGGCAGCUUUAAGGCAGAACUUCACUCAGGACUUUGAAAAUGAACAGUUACCGUAUGGGACAUAUGACCAGAGAGGUACAAUGAGGAAGCCUAGUGCCACUCACCUUUUUGGCUUUUAUUUAAGGUCAGGAGGAAUAAGAUCUUCAAGCAAGAUGUUCCCUAUAGUUAGCCAGAGCACAAAAGAAAAUUGGGCACCUGCAACCACCAAAAACUAUAUUUGUGAGCAUGAUUUCUUUGGAGUAUCCCUGUUACUGGUGAGUUCUGCCGUCACAGAGUACACAGACAAGAAGUAUUAAAGGAGAUGCAAGAACAGUGGUUUGAGACCAUUUGCUUACGCAGAUAAAUUAUGAUUAUUUUUUGACAAAAAGGCCAGUAAGUUUAGAAUUGUCUUUUUGAAAAUGAGCAGUAUGUGUGAAGGUAUGGAUACUUUUUUAUACUGAAUGUUUGUAUGUGAAAAAAGAAUCUGGUUAAUAAAAUUAUAUUUUGCACUUGUCCAUAUAUUAUUUUAAGUUUCACAAAGACUGUGGAUAUGGUUUAUUGAUGGUUAAACAUGUUUCUCCUGUAAAAAACAUAGCUAGGAAAAAC
This is a messenger RNA of Oryctolagus cuniculus (rabbit), 3387 nucleotides long. Lineage: Eukaryota; Metazoa; Chordata; Mammalia; Lagomorpha; Leporidae. The record is from RefSeq and is a predicted model, not a curated record.